This is a messenger RNA of Desarmillaria tabescens, 1378 nucleotides long. RefSeq lists its product as uncharacterized. NCBI's taxonomy places the organism in Eukaryota, Fungi, Basidiomycota, Agaricomycetes, Agaricales, Physalacriaceae. The coding region runs from base 235 to 1197 and encodes 320 amino acids. The transcript has 4 exons. The record is from RefSeq and is a predicted model, not a curated record.
AAACAGACCAUACUUUGGAGGGUUGCUCUAGUUAUAUCCUCCGCCAUUUGCCAGAGCUAGAAAGGGUCCCUGUUCUUCUUCAGAGGUUUACAAUGUGGCUAUCACCUCGUCCACGACUUAUUGCUAGACUGCUCGAGAUGUAUAUGGCAGUAAAACGCGUUGGGGAAGUCCAAAAAAUUACCAUACCACAAGAUUUUGUCCAGCACGAUCGAGGCAUUGACUGGAUACCGGCCCAUGGACGCUGCAUUCUUGGAAUCACAAGAGGAGGAGAUACCGAAUUCCAUUCUCAGUGAAUACUUUCCUCCUAGUGCCAUGGGAGUGAAGAAGCAGGUAGAGCAUGAAAACAAUUGUGACUUAAUGAUGACAGUCUCACGACUUCUAUAUCGCUGGAUUCUUAGCAACCCUUCAGGUCGGGAGCUUUCUCACGAUCAUGCUUCCAGACUCGUCGACUUCGGGGUCACCUCUCUUCCCCCUACUGUGGCUCGAACCCCAUAUAAAUUUACGAGAGACGUAGCGGAAAGUGUCGCUUUGACAGAGCCUUGCGGUGCACUGUCAUUAAUGGCGCUCCUUGGCUCUGCUGGAGCAGACCCUCUCAAAGCUUCCAUGAGGGAGGCGGUAUUUGAUGUGGAAGAAAUCGCAGACGAGAAGGAUAUCUUCAAGAGAGGUAUAAUAUUGGUGUUGAUGGAAAAGCUGGGAAAGGAAGCCGGUUGCACCUUGGAUGACAUCCUUCAGUUUCACGAUGGUGCUCCUCCCUGGACGAAGGAGUGUUAUCGUCUGAUCUCCUUUGUGAGGAACAGCGACAGCGGUGCGCAAAUCCCUGUCCGCGUUACGUGGAAGUCGGGUGCAUCUCCUCACCUGGGGUUCAAAGCCCGAGAACCCGACGAUGUUAUGUGUUGGAUAAAGGAUCCGAAUGGUGUUCCCUUCAUUUUUCCAGAUGCACAUCAUUGGUCGGAUGCUCUUGCUAUUGUUGAGAAUCUGACGACAUUGGAGAGGUCGAUGCUGGUUAUUCAGGACAGGACUGAAGCAACUGAUGUCAAGGAACCGCUCUCAACCUCCUGUUAUAUGGAAGAUAAUUGGUUAUCCCCCCUGUUGGAUGCUGAGAAUACAAUGCUAGGGGAAGUGCAACCCGGAAAAUGCCAAAACGUUACCACCCACCACCCUAAGCGAGACACUGACGCGGGCACCUUUGAUUAUUAGCGUUGUCGCAACCACCUGUGAUAACUCAAGGCUAGAGCACGAGUCGGAUGCGCCGAUUGGAAUACUUCGUUUUGACAAAAUCUGACGUUACAACAAUCCGGUUCUUCUUUACCCUAAAUGCCUUGCUUCCGAUUCGAGGCCGCCAAUUUUGGUUUAAAUUGCAACAAUUUGCACAUUGGUA